Molecule: messenger RNA, 4877 nt
Organism: Ostrinia furnacalis (Asian corn borer)
Lineage: Eukaryota; Metazoa; Arthropoda; Insecta; Lepidoptera; Crambidae
Gene: wake
Product: ankyrin repeat and fibronectin type III domain containing protein wide awake
Exons: 17
Coding region: 501-4808 (1435 amino acids)
Biological process (GO): regulation of establishment of bipolar cell polarity; establishment of mitotic spindle orientation; signal transduction
Cellular component (GO): spindle
Molecular function (GO): protein binding
Source: RefSeq, a predicted model, not a curated record
GGCAGCACUGCGUCAGUUGACGCAAACGCACCAACUUCGGAGCGCAGCCGUUGUUUACGCGAACGUUACGUUAGUUAUGUUUUGAAGUUCGUGUGUGCGUUCGAUGUUCAAAACUUUAUUACAAACUUUUUAUCAAUGGAUCGGACUAGUUUUUUCGAGUGUAACGCCAAAAAUCGAUUUGAUUCAGUCGGUUUGUGUCCCAAAAGUGUGUUAUAAAAUUGGCGGAACGAAACAGUGAAAGUGUGGUUAUGUUGACAGUUAAUUUAUUGCUUUCGGAGACAGUGUAUCCUAUUGAACGAUGAUUUGAAUAAGGUGAUUGGAUAUACGAAGUGCAGUGCAGUGUUAUUUAUAAAUAGUGCAGCCAGCCCGCAUUCAACGCAGCGACACCGCUAUGAGUGAACGUCGGAGACUCACGUAACUAUCGUUCGAGUGAAUAGAGUGCGCGCAGUCGAGUGACGUGCAAUGCCCAGGGCCCGAGCCCCCCUACCCCUCGCAGGGCUAUGGAGACCCUCCUCGACAAGUUCAAGAGGGAGCAAGGAGGGCUGCGACGCUCCCGGUCGGUCCGCGCCUCGCUGCGACUGAUCGGCAACCGCUGGCGGACCACCAAGGACGAGGAACCUGCGGACGACAUUGACAAGAUAAAGCGGAACACCGUUGUCUUCGCCACACAGAUCUGGAGUGACAAGGAGUACGACGCGUACAAAGGCCUCGACGGCACCUACAAGGCCACCACGCCAGCCAUGGCCAGGAAAAAGCCGGAGGUGAAGCAGCGGAGGAAGAGCGGUGACAUCGAUCUGAAUCUGAAGCCGCAGCGUCCGAAAAAAGUGGAAAAGUCAAAGUUCAGUGAUUUGUUUACUAAUAAGAAGCAGAAAUCUAAGGAGUUUUUGGUGCCGGAGAAGAUUCCGCCGAAAGCGGCCGCGCUUCUGCAUAUCCAUAGUCCGGAUAAGGGGAAGAAGAAGUUGAAGGGGAUCGGGAAGUCGGAGUCGGCGAAAUCUGUGACUGAUAUCGUGGGGCAUAGACGGAUUAGGAGGGGUUCGGAGGGGGACACGUGCCCCCACCAGCCGAGGGGGUGCGUGAACCCGGCCUUCGUGUACAGCACGCCGCCCAAGGAAAGGAAGUUGCCGAUGUCCCCGUCAGCAUACCUCAAACUCCAGUACGGCGCGUUGCUGGAGGGGUGUGGGGGGGAGCUGCCGUCUCUAAGCGCGUGCGCUCCCCUCCCCCCGACCCUCGACAAGGCGACCCGUCGUCAGCAGAAGGACGCGCGCGCGCAUCAAGACAAAAUCGCACAAGUUAACAUACACCUGCAUGCCCUCUUCGCGGCAGUGGAACAUGGCUACCUGGACAAAGCGCGGAACAUCUUGGAGUCCACAGACGUGGAUGUCAACAGCCUCAACUCCGACGGCCUCUCUCCCCUGGACGUGGCCGUGCUGUCCACCAACCGACAGCUGGCAAAGAUGCUUAUGGAAUUUGGAGCGAAGGAGGGCACACAAUUCAAAAGUUCGGAAGCGCUCGGCGCUCAUCUCCGAAGGUUGGUGCGAGAUGCAGAGGCGCGCCUUCACGAGGUCGUGGGCUGUGCGCCGGAGAGGACGUGCCGGGACGAGGCUUGCACAAGAUCAUCAGCGGGUGGCCAAGCCGGCACGACUGGCUGCGCGGGCGGCGCCGGCUCGGAGAAGGACAAGCAAGCCCAGCACUGGGAGAGAAGGGUGCGGACGCUCAAACGCCUAGUCCUCGGCUGGCAGCAGUCGCGCGCGCCGGUCGCGCCGCCGCCGCCCGAGCUGGAGGUGUGCGGCGCGCACGCCGUCACCGCGCGGCUGAAGGACGCGCGCGCGCCGCACGUCGCGCAGCGGGACCCGCCCAUCACCACCAAGUAUAGAGUGGAAUGGUCAUCCCGCGCGGACUUCUCCAACGUGUGCGGCAGUCAGGAGGUGGCGGCCAUCGUGUCUAGCGGCGGGACCAGGGUCCUGGCGGCCGGCCUGACCCGCGGCCGCCGGUACUUCUUCAGGGCGGCCGCUGGGAACCUUAAGGGCUGGGGGCCUUUCACGGUGUCGGUGCCGAGAAGCGUCGUUCCUAGCAGCUGGCGAGACGUAUCCUCCAGGGCCACUCGCGGCGAUUCCGGCGGGGCGGCGGCGGCUCUCGAAGCGCUCGCCUCCGCCGCCGCCGGUGCCCGCCACCGACCGCCGGCGCAGCCGCCGCGCCUGCCGAGGAAGAAGACAGCGACUAUACGACAACUGUUCACUGCUGCUAGUAAAUUCCAGAAGAACCUUAGAAGAGGCGUAUACCUUGCGUGUAUCCUGUACCACGAAGACAAGGUGCUGGUCACCAGCGAGGAGUUUCUGCCGGUCAUAGAGGUCGACGAGACCUACCCCACCUGCAUCUACACCGACUUCCAUUGGCUCAUGAAGGUGUCAUGUUCAUGGGACGAAGUCAAAUCGCUGCGGUCUGACAUGGAGAAGCACACCUCCUCGUCCAUCCACUUCAGGCUGAAACUACUGACAGCCGCCGCUCAAAUGCAAUCUGCUCUGUGUAUACAGGAUUUAGGUCAACUCUACCACAAGCCGCUGCGAGACUCCCACGGCACGGUGGUUCUCUCGUGCGUGAACAGCGUGAAAUCCGUCAAGUCGGUGUCCGCGCUCAACUCCCGAUGGGCGCCCGUAUCCAGGUUGCGUCGUCGCGUGCUUAGUGAAGACAACACUAUUGGCGAGCUGCUCAUGGCUUCUGUGCACGAUCAGAUUGCGUAUCACCAGGUGUCUCGAGUGCAGCUGCCGCGCGGUCUGUACCUGGGUUACUUGAAGCUACAAUCAUCAGUGGAAGUGGUGCGCAUCGUGGCACCCGCGCGCACCCCCAAUGUCCCACCGCACACGCGAGUGCGGGACAACCCACACGUGUCCGCUGAAGAAUGGGAUCACCUUCGAACGCAAUCUGGAAAAGCGUCCUCAGAAGAAGUACAAGCCAUGAACAGCCUCGUGCCGAUCGGCAGCCAGGAGAAACCCUCAGAAUCUCAAGAAAUGUUCCUGGACCACAUCGCGUGCGCCGCGCGCCGCCUCUUCAAGGAGAUGGAGAUCCCGAUGGAAAGCGUCGACGCCCACCGAAUAUAUGACCUCGAGGUCAUUGAACUCAACAAUGACGUCAGCUUCAUCAUGAUCUGCCCUCCCGCGGAACAGGCCUGCUCCGUCCCCGGACAGAAAGAAAUACUCCUCCAAAAAGGAGACCUCCUCAGCCUCCCCAUACAAGCGUUCGAAAUGAUCCACCUACAAACCUAUCACAGUAAUAUUCUCAGCAAGUACUCCAAACUCAGCUGCGUGUUGGAACUGGAUGUAGCUCUCGCCACGCAUUCUCACAGGGAAGCUUUCUCCUGCACCGAGCUCCAGACUGCUAAAGAACGAUUAACAAAACUAGAAGACUUGCAAAACAGCUUGAAUACCGUAUGGAAGGCGGAACGGUGGCUCAUGGAUCUCAUAGGCUUUGCGAGAGACAAAGACAAAACUUCUCCGAGCUCAGGUAUACUGCUCAAACAUAUCUUAGACAAAACUCCUUCUCAGAUCUGUCCUGACGGCCCGGAGUUAGAAGUGACCGACAAAGAUGCAAAUUUGAAAGUAGAUUUUCUUCAGAUACCGAAUACUGCAAGAGAUGGUAAGAUUACCAAAACCUCACCAGGUCGAGGUUCUUGGCCAGGUCCUGCUGGAAACGGAAACCAUGCCAACUUACAUCCAGAGUUUAGUAAAUCUGAGCAGCAAUUGAGUUUAGCUCCCCGUCAGACAUCUGUGUCAACGCUCAAUUUGAGCAGUUCGCAAUACCUGAGCGCCGAGAAUAAAUACUCGAGGAAGGGUAGUGCCGAUUCCCAGUUCACACAAUCGAGUGCUAUGAGCAACAAUUACAUGAGCAGUAACUCUCAGUUUGAAAUAAAGUCGCCCGGAUCUCACACGAGUGCUGGCAGCAACCGUCUCCCCCCGUCCCGAAGCGAAGACACACUUGUUCUUCAGAAUGAGAACGUGGAACAGAAACCUCGUCCGCAUAGCAUCAAUGCAACGAGCGUAUCGAAUACCUCGAGUCCAUUGCUGACCGUGAAAGGGUUUUAUCCUGGGAGCAUGAUCAGUGUGCGAACGUCCAAGGGGAAUGUGUCUGAAUCCGCCCAGAGUCUGUCUAGUGACUCGGAGAGCCAGAGCUGUCCAAUCACCUCAACGUCAGUUCCUUUGAAACUCCGUCCGCAGGGGAAGCACUUCAGAGCUACCAACACCGUGAUCACUUCCAAGAGCAUGACUAACGUGAAGUCGGCUGAUGUUGACUACACAGACACGGGGCAGGAUCUGUUCCCGAAGGCUAGCAUGUGUGUGAAGAGACAGCCUCUGCUGGAGACUCAGGAAGACGCAGAGUAUAACAAUAAGAUUCCAAAGACUGAUGAAAGAAGUGAUAGUGAGGAACGCGAUUCGAAGGCGGCAGAUCAGCGGCCUCCGGACCAGCCGGGAAUAUUACAGGUAUUUGCCGCAUACGAAACGGGUCUUGCUGCUGGCACAUCGCUCAAACUACACGUCACGCCGCGCACCUCCGCCCGCGAGGUCAUCGACCUCGUCGUCAAGCAACUCAACAUGGCUGCCGUCCUCAAAGGAAAGUCCGGUCCUGUUUACGGUCCCGAGAAGUUGCAGGACUUCUGCUUGGUGGCCGUCAUAGGAGCGCGGGAAAGGUGUCUGCGAGACGAUUUUAGGCCAUUACAGCUCCAAAACCCAUGGAGAAAAGGCAGAUUGUACGUUAGACUCAAACACGACGUGCUAGCCGCGUUGCAGCAUUCUGCCAAGCAACCGGCGUACAUUUGAUCUGGGUAGGUUUGUAAACUCGAGUUAGGAUCUGUUUUGAAAUAGGGUAUUGUAGUUUGGCAAAGAAAA